Tarenaya hassleriana is the source of this 736-nucleotide messenger RNA. RefSeq lists its product as uncharacterized. Bases 82 to 480 code for a protein of 132 amino acids. The transcript is spliced from 2 exons. The record is from RefSeq and is a predicted model, not a curated record. NCBI's taxonomy places the organism in Eukaryota, Viridiplantae, Streptophyta, Magnoliopsida, Brassicales, Cleomaceae.
CGCCUAUUUAUGUGACCCUUUGCGCAUUCUCUAAACUCCACUCGAGCUGGGGUCUGUGAGCUUAAGACGAAUACAGGGGACAUGGAAUUGGCAAUGGAGGUAGAGGUUGAAGAUGACGUCUUCUUUGCUGAUAUAAGCAGGCAGAUCUCUCUUCUCAUCAUGGAUGAAGAAGAUGAACAUGUUUCCUCUUCUCUCUCUCCUCUCCAGGGUUUGCUGGGAGGAAGUGCGGUGUCUCCAUCUGCGCAUGAGCAGAGUUGCAGGAGAAGAGAGAGCAAAGGGACAGGAGUGUUCAUCCCAAGAUCUUCUCAACCAAGAAGGAAACAUCAUCAUCAUCAGAAUCAAGGAAGGUUCAGUUCCUUCAGCUCAAAUCCACAAUCCCACCCACAAAGGCAGCGUCAGCAGCAACAUGAUAACAGCAGCACUGUUCAUGCUUCUAACCCAAGAAGAACCUACAGAGAUGCAGCAUCUGUCUCUACUUAACCAGUUCAUCACAAGAUUCAUACAGAAAGAUUAUGUGAUUUAUACAUAUAUAUAGAUUAUAUCAAGAUUUAAUUCGUUUGUGAAUCAGCAAUGAAUAAGAAUCAUUAUGGAGGAAGCAAAGGGGUUGGUGAAAAGAUAGAUCCCAAGAUUUACUGUCUUCUUAGUGUUUUGACUGACUGUUCCUCUGUAAUAUUCUCCACCACCCCAUGUAGCGGUUAUUACUCUUUUGGCAAUGAAGACUCCGCCAUUUCAUUCA